GGAUCUAUAAUAUUUUGUUGGAUUUGAAUGGUUGUUUACAAGUAAUGUCUCCAGUUACGCUUAGAAAUGAAAACAAACCACAACUACCCAAUAACUUAAGUAGAGGUAAAUCACAGAAGUCAUCAUUAACUAAAGAUUCUAUACAAUCUAAAAAUCACACCAAUUUUAUUCCCAAUAACCAUUCAACAGUAUUUUCAUCUAAAUUAAAAGAAACACCGGUAACAUCAAAAUCAAAUGAUAUACUUGAUAAUCGUCUUAAUCAAUUAGAUGAUUCUACAAAAGAAUUAUUAUCAUAUUAUCGUCAUAAAGUGGAAACAUUAACUGAAGAUCAUGAAACUGUUCAACGUCGUUUAGAUAAAAUUUAUGAUGCUAUAGGAAAUCAAGAAUCACUUAGUUUAGAAUUAAAUCAACGUGAUGCUGAAAUUUCAGAAUUACAAAGAGCAUUAUCUGAUAUGCAGGUUUAUCUUUUUCAAGAACGCGAACAUGUUUUACGUUUGUAUGCCGAAAAUGACCGUUUAAAGAUUCGUGAGUUAGAUGAUCGACGUAAAAUACAACAUUUAUUACAAUUAUCCAAUUUAGGACCAAAUGAAAUCACUUAUUUUUUAAAACAGCCUAACAUUGAAUCACAAAAUGUAGUUAAUCAAGAAACAGUUGAUAAUGAAAAUGGUGAACAUUUCAUUGAUGGCGAGAAUAGAAAAGCGGACAGAAACACAGCAUGGAUUUCAGCUAUGGCUGUUAAACCGAUCAUUCCAACAGCUCCUUCUCAGGGUGUUAUGGAAUUUACUGCAUCAGGAAAAACAAUUUUAAAACCAAGCGGAAGUCAAAUUAAAUCGGACCAUAAAGUUUGUUCUGAUCCAUCAGAAUCGUCUAAAUCAGAUACAGUUUCUCGAAUAGAACAUGAAGCUGUGCUAAGAGAACUUGAAAUGUCAAAAUCUUCUCUAAGAGCAUUACAAACCCAAUUGGAAGAACAAACACGCAAUGCUCGUGAACAAAUUGAUUCAUUAAUGGAAGAUCGUAAAGCAAUACAGGAAGAGAUGAACAGUUUACGUAAACGUCACGAGGAAAAAAUACGCAUUUCAUCAGAACAGCUUAGACACUGUCAAGGAUUAUUAUAUGACAGCACUAAGGAAUUUCUAGCACAAAGAAAUCAAUUUCGUCAAGCUGAAAAGGUUUGGAUAUUGGAAAAAGAUAAACUUUUAAGUCAAAUCAGUGUUAAAAAAUUGACUUCUAGUGUUACUCCAUCAACACUGUCUACUUUAAAAACUGGUGAACGUAAUACUUGUUAUUCACCUCGAGACAAAAUAAACAAUACUCUAACAACUAUCAAUACUACUAAUUUAUUUAAUAAUAUUCAAAGUUUAGAAGCUCAUGCAUGGAUUGAAUUCAAUCAACAAAAACAAAUUCAAUUAGAGAAAACAAUCGACAAUUUAGAGCAUCAAUUAGAUCAACUACAGAAAUUAUCAGAUAUGUAUAGAGAUCAAGUUAUUCAAUUAGAAGAGGAAUUAGUUCGUGCACGUGAAGAAGGUGUCAUGUCAAAGGAUGUAUUUAAAGAUCAAGCACAAAAACUUCAUGAACGUGUUCAAGUUAUGUCACAACGUUAUCAGAAUUUAGAACGUAGACGUCAAUUAGAAAUGGAAGGUUACCGAACAGAUAUUAGUGUGUUGCGUAAAAAAUUAAAAGAGGUUGAACGACAACUAUUAAAGUUAACUCUUGGUUUAACCGAUGGGAUCAAUUUACCUGAAUCACCUAAUAUUAACGAUCAUAAAGAUAUUGAUUUGACUCUAUUAAAACAAGUUAAAGCUUCAACAACACGAUCUAACCAAAUAUUGAAUGAAUUGAAAAGUCUUAAAUUAAAAAUGUAUUCAUUAGAGGAUGAAUUACGCAAAAUUUAAUAAUGCGUCCGGUGAAAGAAAGCCGUCGUUGGCUAGUAACCCUGUCGACAAACAUAUCCAUAUUUGUUAUAUAUUUUUAAAUAGACAAUUUCUAUUGUAAAUUACGUCAUCACUGGUUCCCACUAUAAUAUUGUGUUAAUAUACAUUGCUUUUUUAUUGGUAUCUGGUCUACACAAAUUUACAACUAUAUAUAUAUUCUUAUUGUUGUCAUUACUAUUUCUCUUUCAUUCUUCACCUUUUUAUACAUAAUUCUUUAUUUUGCCGACUGUAAUGUAAUCACAUAAUUUAUGAAUAAAAAUCGUUUACUUUAUCGGAUUUAAUUCAACAUUAUUGCUGUUCGAUUGACAACAAGUACAUCACUGUUUAGCUUUUAUUGUUUUCACUUGUUUGUUUCCUUUUUUUAAAAACAAACUUUUUGCUUUCGAUCCCGCGAGUGGGAUCGUGGAUGCGCACUGCCGAGGAGUCCCACAAUAGGACAAAACGGCCGUCCAGUGCUUCCAGGUUUUCAAUUAUGGUGGUCUAACAUCAAUCGGUUCACGAUCUCAAUCAAAAACUUAACAAUCUCCACAACCCCUAUACUGAUAAUAACUUAUUAUGUAUGUCAAAUAGAAACGUAAUCAAAACUUCAAAUAAUUAAAAUAACACAUUGUGUCAUUGAAUAAAAUGAAGAGAAUUCAGCGAAG
Schistosoma guineensis is the source of this 2575-nucleotide messenger RNA. Lineage: Eukaryota; Metazoa; Platyhelminthes; Trematoda; Strigeidida; Schistosomatidae. The record is from the annotation of a GenBank genome assembly.